AACGGUGAAAAGAACUCGGAAAACCUUCAGAGACACGGAAAUCCUUCAAAGCCGCGCCCGUCCACUCCGGCUUUUGCUGCCUGCAUUGGCGUCAGCGACCUCGCGCGCAGCACAGCACAGCCAGCAAGCUACCAACCACCACCCAGCACAGGGUAGGAAAGCAGCACCUUGAGUUGGAGGGAGCCGGCGAGACUCCCUCCUGGCUCGACUCCGACACGGGCGCUCGCCAUGUGUUCGUCCAAAUGCUUCUGCAGACUGCAGGCGCAAGCGCACGCGUCAGUAGAACUUCUUUGUUCUUUCAAGAGCAAAAUUAAGAUGGACAUUCUCUGCAUGAUGACUACUCCGUAGAUGAGAACAAUACGUCACCGAAAUGCUGAGAUCAGCUGCCCGGUUUGAGGCCGCGGUGCGUCACUUGAUAGACGUCCUAUUGUGUGAAGAUGCAUACAGUCACAUCAGCUUCAGACUACCUGGUGUACGACCUUGAAUUCCUUUCCUUGGUGGUUAUGCGGACUUGGGGACACAAAAUUGGUGUGAAGUGAACCACAGGGCCUUCAUUUCUUAUCAUCAAGAUGGCAUGAUUGCAGUCAUCCUUUUGUUUUACUUAUUACUUACUUAGUAUAUGCUCGUGCAAUCAUACACUUUAGGAUACAAUAAUGCCACAGUUUUUCUCCAGUAAUAAUGUAGCAUGUUCAUGCUUCUGUUGAGCAUGAACUAUUUCCCACAAACAGAGAGAGAAAUCCAAAGCACUUUUUUCGGUAAUUUUUGUUACAUUGGUGUUGAAGAAUAGAAGGUGUUUCUUGUUAAGGAACCAUUUGUCUGGUAUUUAUACCUGUACACCAGCCACGCAAAGCAUCACUGUUCUCUGAGAAGAGAGACUGCACCUUCUGUCAACACUAUCCUUGCACUCCUGCAGAAAAUUUCACUAUUCACGGAAACUACCAGAACAAUAGAAACAUAUGAUUCUACAGAACUUGAUGUCUACGAGUUUAUUCCUAAUGAGUUUGUUGGUUCUUUUGCUUGACUCUAACCCCUGCACAGCUCUCUCAUGGAGGAACAAUAGCUUAGUGGAUGAUAUUGGUGUACCGUGUCCAAUUUCUCCGCAUCCCUUUACUAUGUGCAAGUCAGAGGCAGAAGCUUUCGGCUAUCCAUGUGAAGAUCACAAGGUCACAACAGAAGAUGGAUAUAUUCUUAGUUUAAAAAGGAUUCCUCAUGGUCAUGAUACCGAUAACUCAACCGGGGAUCAGAAGACAAGGCAACCAAUACUGCUAUUCCACGGGCUUUUUGUGGAUGGCGUUUCUUGGCUACUGGGUACACCAGAACAAUCACUUGGCUUUAUUUUGGCAGACGGUGGGUUUGAUGUUUGGCUAGCGAACACUCGUGGAACUAAUACCAGCCGCAAACAUACAUCGCUGUCCCCAAAAAAUCCGGCUUUCUGGGAUUGGUCGUGGGACCAAAUUGCUGAAUAUGAUCUUCCAGCCGUGCUUGAGUUUGUUUAUCACCACACAGGACGUCAAAAAGUCCACUAUAUCGGUCACUCACUGGGAACCUUGAUUAUUCUGGCAGCCUUCUCUGAGCACAAGUUACUACACUUGGUUCGAUCAGCUGUGUUGCUCUGCCCAAUUGCUUAUCUGAGCAGAACUAGAUCCGAUCUCACCCGGCUUGCUGCUCAAAUGUUCCUGGCAGAAGCAGUUUACUUGAUAGGUAUUCAUGAGUUCAAUCCUGUUGGAAAAGCUGCAGCUGAACUUCUAGCCAAAGUAUGUGGCGACCCUACAGUUGACUGCACGGAUGUAUUUUCUGCUCUUGCAGGACCGGACUGUUGCCUCAAUAAAUCUACUACAUGUGCCUUCAUGCUGCAUGCUCCACAGCCUACGUCUGUCAGAAACCUUAUUCACUUGUCGCAGAUGGUCAGAAGCGAUGGGAUCAGAAGGUACGACUAUGGCAAUGCCAAGGAAAACAUGAAGCAUUACAAGAUGCCACGCCCUCCGCUGUACAACCUCUCAUCCAUUCCAACCCAUGUCCCGAUGCUCCUGACGCAUGGCGGCCAGGACUUCCUUGGCGAUGUCCCUGACACCAGGCACCUCCUGAGGACGCUGGUCAGAAGCCAUGACGCCGAUAACAUUGAGGUGCAAUACUUGCCCGACUACGCUCAUGCUGACUUUGUGAUAGCCUAUAAUGCUCCACGCCUCGUAUAUGAACCGAUGGUCGACUUCUUUAAACGUCACUGAGGGUUACUACUUCACGUCUCUUCAUGAUCAGCUUCAGCUGUAAUUUGGUUCCAGCCUAUGCAAUCGGAACUUCAACUUGCGUAUAAGUUGUCAAUGUAUAUGGCCAGUCAAGCCAUAGUAUAUGCCUAUAUUUAUCAGGCUGAUCAUGCUAGAGAGUAAACUAUGAUCAAAUAUAUAUUCGGUCCCAUAGAACCAAUUGAUCCAGCAUAUCCUAUGUGGUAAGUACGAAAAGUUAUAUCAGACAAUUGUUUGAAGGUCCCAAACUUCUGAAGAAAAUGUUGUUGAACCUUCUCAGCUA
Hordeum vulgare subsp. vulgare (domesticated barley) is the source of this 2523-nucleotide messenger RNA. Its product is annotated as triacylglycerol lipase 2-like. Gene Ontology annotation, molecular function: hydrolase activity, acting on ester bonds. NCBI's taxonomy places the organism in Eukaryota, Viridiplantae, Streptophyta, Magnoliopsida, Poales, Poaceae. The record is from RefSeq and is a predicted model, not a curated record. The coding region runs from base 957 to 2225 and encodes 422 amino acids. The transcript is spliced from 10 exons. Gene Ontology annotation, biological process: lipid metabolic process.